Messenger RNA from Trichoderma gamsii, 2085 nucleotides. Its product is annotated as quinate permease. Lineage: Eukaryota; Fungi; Ascomycota; Sordariomycetes; Hypocreales; Hypocreaceae. The transcript has 2 exons. The record is from RefSeq and is a predicted model, not a curated record. Gene Ontology annotation, cellular component: membrane. Gene Ontology annotation, molecular function: carbohydrate:proton symporter activity. Gene Ontology annotation, biological process: transmembrane transport; carbohydrate transport. The coding region runs from base 1 to 2085 and encodes 694 amino acids.
AUGCAAGUUUUGGUAUUAACAAAACAUGUACUGUCUUGUAGAUGCAGGCCGCUUAAUCAUUUGGCUAUUCUACGUAAGAGGCUGCCAAUGGUCACAAGGAUUUUUUUUUGGCUCGAAACUAUUGAUGCUUGCAGGGUUAAAAUGCUUGCCGCUUUCCGUCUGGAUAUAUCUUUAUCCAGGUAUGGGUGGCGGCUCCACACACAACCCAAUCCCCCAAAGAGCAAAUCUUCGGCUGCCAAUCCAUCAACCCCAGAUUCAUCCAGCGUAUCAAUCUCUGCCGAAUGUACAUGCAUUAGCUCCUCGCUACUGACUUCUUCCCCACGGGGAAAGCUGAAGACAACCUUAUGGCUGACCAUUGUCUCUUAUAAGUUGACCGAUGGACACCAAAGGUUCCCUCUGCUCAGGAGCUUUCGAUUCAACUGGCACUCCAGCAGUGUUCAAUCAUCUUUCACCAUGACUCUCCUUUCAUUAAAAGAAGAUCGGCCUACGCCCAAGGCAGUCUACAACUGGCGAGUGUAUGCCUGCGCUGCCACAGCAUCUUUUGCAGCAUGCAUGAUUGGAUACGACUCUGCCUUCAUUGGCACUACUCUUGCUCUCCCUUCUUUCGAGGCAGAGUUCAACUUUGCGCAAUACACCCCAGCCCAUCUCACACUAGUCCAACAAAACAUCGUAUCCGUGUAUCAAGCCGGAGCGUUUUUCGGAAGCUUGGCAGCCUACGUCUCCAGCUACUUCCUUGGACGCAGGAAAUCCCUUCUCGCGUUUGCUGCUCUCUUCAUGAUUGGAGCGGGCAUGAUGCUAGGCGCCAAUGGCAGCCGUGGCCUUGGUCUCAUCAUCGGCGGCCGCGUUGUAGCUGGUUUUGGAGUCGGAGGAUGCUCCAACAUGACACCGAUAUACAUCUCUGAGCUUGCGCCGCCAGCAGUGCGUGGACGUCUCGUGGGACUCUACGAACUUGGAUGGCAAAUUGGUGGGCUUGUUGGAUUUUGGAUCACAUAUGGUGUCAACACAACCAUGGCGCCUAGCAACACCCAGUGGCUAAUACCUUUUGCCGUCCAAUUGAUCCCCGGAGGACUGCUACUGAUUGGCGCCAUAUUCAUCCCAGAAUCUCCACGCUGGCUCUUCUUGAAGAACAAGCGAGAGGAGGCUUUGAAGAUCCUCUGCUGGAUGAGGCAGCUUGACCGUGACGACAAGUAUAUUGUGGAAGAAGUGGGCUUUAUUGAUGAGGACCUGGAACGGUACCGCCGAGACGUCGGUGCUGGUUUCUGGAAGCCAUUCCUGGCUUUGAAAGAGCGCAAAAUCCAAUGGAGAUUCUUGCUUGGCGCCCUUUUAUUUAUUUUCCAAAAUGGCUCUGGUAUCAACGCAAUCAACUACUACAGUCCAACUGUCUUCAAAAGCAUCGGCAUCACAGGAACAAAUACAGGCUUUCUAACGACAGGAAUAUUCGGAGUUGUUAAAACAGUCCUGACGUUAGUGUGGCUCCUUUUCCUGAUCGAUCGUAUGGGUCGGCGCAACCUUCUGAUGGUUGGUGCCAUCGGCGGCUCGCUCUGCAUGUGGUUUAUUGGAGCAUAUAUAAAAAUCGCCAACCCUGCCUCCAAGGUAGGCGGUAAUACUACGUUAUCCUCUGGAGGCAUCGCAGCCAUCUUCUUCUUCUAUCUAUGGACGGCAUUCUACACGCCUUCAUGGAAUGGAACGCCUUGGGUCAUCAACUCGGAAAUGUUUGACCAAAACACGCGGUCUCUCGGUCAAGCUAACGCAGCGGCCAACAACUGGUUCUGGAAUUUUAUCAUUGCGAGAUUCACCCAGCAAAUGUUUGAAGCGUGGGGAUACGGGGUGUACUUUUUCUUUGCUUCUCUCAUGAUCAUUUCUGUUGUCUUUGUAUUUUUCUGCAUCCCAGAGACAAAGGCGCUGCCGCUUGAGGCCAUGGAUCGGCUUUUCAAGAUCAAGCCGACCUGGAAGGCGAACAAAAUCUUGCUGGAGGAGCUUCGAGCUGAGAAUGAGGAUUUUGCGCAAAAUACGCGAGGGAUUAAUUGGGAUAGCGAGAAGGAUAUCGCAACCGAGCAGGUAGAAGGUGAGACGACGAAGGUGUAA